GCAUUUUUGAUUCUCGAAUUCUGAAUCAUCCAAUUGGAUCAGAUUUUUGAUUCGACGUUCUCCGGUAUUGAUUUCGGUGAUCGGAGAAUUUCGCCAUGUCGUGGGGAUUAGGAUGGAAGAGAUCAUCGGAGAGUUUCCGUUUGAGUCUCAGUUACGGCGCCGAUGAUCUAAACGACGAUCCGAUUCAAUCACCGUCUGCGUCACCAUUCGGAUCUCCAACGUCGAUGUCUUCGUCGUGUUCUUCUCCAUCCGCGGUGGAGGAUCCUGAAUUAGGGUUCCGUAUUGAUUUAGAUUGGACAGCAGGCGAUUCGGAGGAUCAGGUAGCGUUGCGAUUGGAAUCGCAGUUAAUGGUGGCUUUACCUGCACCGCAUGAUACAGUGGUGGUUGAAUUGAAGGGAAUUGGAGAUGGUGAUGGUGUUAUAGAGAAUGUUGGAUUAGAGAUGAGAGUUGAGAAACGAAGGGAGCCUUUGCGAGCAGUUACAUUGAUGAAAGCGGUUGGUUCGGGUCAGCAGUAUGAUGGUGUAGGCGUUUUGACUAGGCUAAUGCGGUCUGAUAUGAUGCCUGCAGCCAUUCCUGCGCCGGCUAUCGAUGUUGCGUCAUCUUGUGGGGUGCAUUGGAAGACUGUGACUUCGUUGAGUCUAUCUGGUUGUGGUUUAUUGGUAAUGCCAGUUGAAGUGACUGAGUUACCUCUGCUUGAGAAGCUAUGUCUUGAGCACAAUAAAUUGUCAGUUUUGCCACCUGAGAUAGGGAAGCUGAAAAAUCUUAAGAUACUUAGGGGGGGAUAUAUUUACAAAAUUCUUCUACCUCUUGUUAUUCCUCCGGAGAGCCUCCACGAAAUUACUCCGGUGGCAGAAGUGACGGUGGCAACAGAUGUGGAAGCCACUGCUGGUCACCGUAGCGGUGGUGACGGUGGCGAUGGAAAGAAGAAGUGUGUGUGUUCACCGUCGAAGCAUCCAAGAUCGUUCAAGUGUAGGAAUGAAAGUUUCUUUGGUGUUUGUGGACUCGCUGUCGCAUCUUGUUUGGACAUGAUGUCUUCUAAAACCCUUGAAGUUCCCUUACGAGAAAUUUCUGUCGCUUAUCGUUCUAGCACUCAUACAUUAGUAGCAGAAGAUAUUGUAGCGAAGACUGCCUUAUCAUUGAAGAACGCCCUCUUGUUGGCGUGGAAUGAAGACUCUUUGGUUUUGCAAUUGUUCUUGGACUCCCAGUUCAUUGUAAUACCUUUCAAGUCACUCGAAGUCACCGUUGAGCUAGGGAGAAUUCUGCUUGUUUUAAGCUUCUUCCACCUCCGAUUUAUCCCCUUGUUUUUUGCAUUAAUCUCUUGUACUGCGUUUGUGUUUGCAGUUCUUUCAGUCCUUAGUGCUGUGUUUUACUCUUGUAAUGGAGGCUAAUCAUUUUUUUUAUCAAUGAAAUCAGUUUGACCAAAAAAAGAUAGGAUGCUACAGCUCUGUUCUUCCUUGUAAGCUUUUUAUCCGCUGCGUAUCAUACUGCUUGAAGCCUCCCAAGUUAACCAUCACCAAAUCCGAAAACCUAGAAUCAAAUCAAACUCUCUUCUUAGAGGUUUUUGAAAAUGAGAUAAAUAGUUUCUUGUUCA
Molecule: messenger RNA, 1591 nt
Organism: Arabidopsis arenosa
Lineage: Eukaryota; Viridiplantae; Streptophyta; Magnoliopsida; Brassicales; Brassicaceae
Source: the annotation of a GenBank genome assembly